Messenger RNA from Xenopus laevis (African clawed frog), 2107 nucleotides. RefSeq lists its product as uncharacterized. The coding region runs from base 400 to 1212 and encodes 270 amino acids. Lineage: Eukaryota; Metazoa; Chordata; Amphibia; Anura; Pipidae. The transcript has 6 exons. The record is from RefSeq and is a predicted model, not a curated record.
GCUCACAUUCAAAUUAGAACUCACUUGUUGUGCUAGCUGCUGGAGCAAGCCUGAUUUGGGACCUUUAACUUCUAUACUUUCCCUGCCAUUUCUUGCUUUUGGUUUUGUAUAUAAUUUCCUUUUCCAGUGACUGUGGAUACUUGUUGCUACUAUUUACUGUUGCCUUGUUUUCUCCUGUGUUGCAAAUUAACAGUUGUUUUUUAUUUCUUUAGGACAGAACAGAAAAGGAAAAAACUUUUGCCAUGGCAUCUGACGGAAAGAACAGAAUUCCUAUGGCCUGCAAAUAUUGCUUCAAGACCACUGACCAGUGACCAACUGUCUGUACAUCUUCGCAAAGUCUGCAGGAAAGGAGCAAGUGAUGCAGAGAUCAUGGCCCUUGUAGAGUAAUCGAGGUCCAAAAUGAAGAUGUUGGUGAAGAACCUCAACGUCAUCCAUUAUGAGCAGCUGAAGGCUGGAGCCGAUUCACAAAAGUCACUACAUUUUUUCAUCAAUUUUCUUGAGUCCAACGGUUGUUUGAUUUGUGACAAGCCUGUUGAAGCAGAGGAUCCCAUUGAUAACCCAGUGCCUGAUGGUGAAGAGAAUGAAGAGGAUCAUUAUGAGGAUGAUAUGGAUAUAGAGGACCCACUUCUUAUGCUGAGCACAUCUGCCAGCAAGAUGUCAUCAAAAAAGAUUAUGAAGGAGGCAGGAAUACACAAGAAACAUUCAACUGAUUCUCCACUGCUCCAGGCAUUCAGAGGGUACCUGGAGAAAAAAUAUGCAAAAUCCGGAAUCAAACACGAGCUUGAUACUGUAUCAAGAUGGCUGCAUUUUGUCAACCCAAACGAAGCUUUGGUCAGUUGCAUACAUAACAUAGGUGGAGUCAAGAAAUUUAUAAGUUAUAAGUCACCUCAGACCUUCAACUGUUGGAAGAGGAUCCAUCUCUGUGGGCCAAUUAAAUCAUUCUCGAAGAGUAUGACGGAGGUCCAGAAGUCAACAUUCAAUAAGGAAAAAUCUGUGGGAAGAGAGGGAGAACAUCCAACACACCAAAACAAGCCAUCAGAAAAAGAAUUAUCAUACAAGUACAUAGAGGACAAAUUUCCAGUGGGCCCUGACACCAAUGGCCCAACACUGAAACAAUGCCAGGCAUUUUCAGAAUUACACGGGAGAUACUGCUACAACAGAUGGAGGAGACAGCAGAAACAGAUCCAUAUGGAUGUCAUUAUUUCACAUUAGAAGUAUGAAAAGCCAACCCCCAGCCAAGUCCAGAGCUACCUGAAUCAGCAAAGGUGGCUUAAACAAGCCCCAACUGUGGAGGACAUCCUGCUGCACUGGGAGGCCAGUGAAAAGCCGAAAAGUGAUGCCACAGACAGAAGAAUACAACGUCUUAUCAACACUCAGCAGUGGCUGUUGUGGAUGACCCAGUCAAAGGAGAAAAAGUUGUGACUCUCCAGGACUUUAAAAAAGGUGACUACAUUUGUGACUACCAUGGGCCGGUCAUUUCUGCAAAGGAAGGGGAUCGGCUGAUGAGGUCGAUGGAGCUGAAUGAAAUGGGAUACUUAUAUUUCUUCUUGAACAGCGGGAAUAAAAGACUCUGUAUCUAUGCCCAGAAUGUCCCUUGCUCCUGUCACAGUGACCUACCGACAACUUACGGGAGGAAAAUUAACCAUUCCCGUAAAAGGCCAAACCUCAGACCCACCAGUCAAAUAUUUCUCAAAUGACGACAAACUGUACAUAUUGUUUCUGCAAACGAGGACAUUGAUGCUGGAACAGAACUCCUGUUCGAUUACGGAGUCACAAGAAAGUCAUUCUCUGGUGAGGGGGCAGAUCUUCCCUGGAUUGAUGAGUAGAUCCUCUGAAGUUAAAACUUUGUACAUGUGCACGAACUUUGGCAUGCAGGACUUUGCACUUUUGGCACAUCAUUCAAGUAUCUAAACAGACUUUACACUCUUUACAACAGUUCCAUUCCUAAGUAACACUCAUCUUUACAGUGACAUUUUAAAACUGAACUAUUUAUUUGUUGCUAAAAUAAUUAUUUGUUUACAGUUUAAUUUUCAUGGAAUAAAUUUUGAUUAUAUUUUUAACUUUUUGGAGCAUGGGUAUAUGUGUCUAUUAAAUAUUUAUGUUAAUA